This is a messenger RNA of Diatraea saccharalis (sugarcane borer), 4278 nucleotides long. NCBI's taxonomy places the organism in Eukaryota, Metazoa, Arthropoda, Insecta, Lepidoptera, Crambidae. The record is from the annotation of a GenBank genome assembly.
AUGAGGAGUAGACCCAUCAGGUGUAUCGGACGCCGGUGCCACAGUCUACCUGUGGUUCUCCUGUUAGUACUGUGCGUAUUAGUGGCUACUCGUCUAUGGUUAGCUGAUGUGAUUGAAUCAGUUCUGAGACCACAACUGCCGGACCACGAUCUGUCGUAUUUGAGGAGGAGCAGGGAUCUAAAAUAUUAUUUGCAGAAUAUACAGUUGCUAAUAGAGCCAUCGUCUACCCGCUGCGAGGGUGUGGAGGAGGUGCCUCUACUGGUACUAGUCGCUAGUUCACCCUCCCAUUUGAACAGACGGGGCGCCAUCAGGAACUCCUGGGCUAAACACUUUCCCACUCUCUUUUUCCUAGGAGUCGAUGGCUUAGACCGUGAUCAAGCAUUGGUAGAUAGCUACAUAGAAGCCAAAGAAUCGGGAGAUAUGGUUGUAUUCGAUUUCUUAGAACACUACGACAAUCUGACCCUAAAAACCGCUCUCAUGCUGCACUGGAGCCAAAAACGAUGUACUACCGCUAGUGCCGUGCUGAAGACUGAUGAUGAUGUAUUUGUGAACCCUUGGGUGAUGAAGGAAGUUCUAAAGGCACAUCAAAAUAGUCAGUUGAUUGGAUAUAUGUUGCAAGAUUCUAAAGUUCAUCGUGAUGAGUACAGCAAAUGGUAUCUACCUCAGUGGCUGUUUUCUGAAGACUAUAUCCGUGAAUUUCUCACAGGUCCCGGUUACGUUAUUCAAGAGUUUUAUUUCAAUAAAGUGUUCCCAAAAACACCCGAAGAGCUCACAUCUGAAGGUUUGGAUUGUUAUCCCGGCCGUACUGUCAUCAAAAUAAUUGAAAAAGAACCGGAACUUGAAAAAGGUGACUCUGAAGAAGAUGAAGAUCGUCGUGCUUAUUCACGAAGAUCUCACAUGAAUUCUAGACUUAAAGAAGAAUACUGUAAGGUCUGUGUCUGUUCCGACGAUGGGAAAGCUGAAUACUGCAGUGGUAGACCUGCUGUAAACGUCAAUGAGUGCUUGAGGAUGACGCUCAUUUUGAAAGAGUUCAAUGAAAGUGUUCCAUAUGAUCAUACAAGAGGUUUGCCCUUUAGAAUCCGAAGAGAUUACAUUUGGCACAACGAUGAGAUCCCGUAUGAACCGAAAGCAAAGUGCAGGAGAGGUCACUCGUUCUACACGAAUAAUCAGAACGCGAACGACACUGACAUAGACAUAUCCUCCGACAUAGAAUCUCUUCUCGACUACACCAAUAGGAACAUCUGCCUGUACUGCGUAUGCGCCGUCCACGGCCAUGGUGUAGACUGCAUUGACAGGGAUCGUUGGUUCUGUGAUUACCAAAGAUACAUGCGCGAAAGGGACACUACGAGAGAUAUGUACACUCGCUUAUUCCAACAAGACAGGCCAACAUACUUUAGAGAAUUUCCUUGGCGUCUGAGAAGAACGAUGGAUGACGGCAUUUACAAUUUUGUCGAAACCGAAAACCUAUGCGCAGGCUGCAACAACUGCUUUUGUGCUGGAAGUGGAGAGUGGGUAUGUAAUAAAGUGCAACAAUGUCCAGGAGAAGAAACUCUGUACAGUGUAGACGAAGAGAGUCUUGAAGAUGCUUUGAAUAAAAUAGAGGAAGAUGAAGAAGAUUUCAGGACUGAAACGAAUUUAGAGACAGAAUUAACAAAAAUACUUGGACGAAAAAAGAGAUCAGUCGAAAAUGAACACAAUAAUACUAUCAGAUUCUAUCAUGCAGUUGAUGAAUUGAAUGAAGAUAUUUUAAAAAAUGACAAUAGAUCUGGUACCAUUGAAGCCAGAAAAGUCGCUAAUUUACCGAAAGCAUCACGGCGAGUUGGUAUAUCAAAUAAUGAAUCAUUACUCAUUGAAUUUAGUGAACCAAAGGUUUAUGAUCGAAAUAUUGUUGACAACAAAAUAGAUAAUUCCGUUCACAGUGAAGAUAAAUAUACCAAACUGGAGAGGGAAAAAAUAAAUGGUUUAAUUGGAAAUCAUUCAUUAAAACAAAGAGACAAAGAGCUAUCUAAGUUGAUAGUGAAUGAACUCAAAGAAGGGUCUGAAUUAAUAGGCGACAAAAAUGCACCUGUCAUGUCAAAUGUCACAUUUACGCCAGAAAAUGAUACUUUGACAGCGAUGGCAUUCAUCGCUGGUAAUUUAUUAAAUCAACUAUGGGAUAUAGAAAAAGACUCGAACGAAGAAUCAAAAGAUAUUGAAAAUUUAAAACAUGAAAAAAUUGCUGAUUUGCUUGAGCUAUUUAAAGAACCAUUAAACAUAAGACAAGAAACUUUUUUGAAAAGUGCUCUAGAACAUCUCUCUGCAGCUAUUGACAAAGAAAAAGUUUUGAAAGAUGUUACUUUAUGCGAAAAAAUCAACGAAGCAAAACAGCUUAUAGAAGACAAAGAUGAUUCAAAUCUUAGAAAUAAUAAAACGAAAAAAAGUCAUCAAGAAAAAAAUCAAGAGGUAAAGAAGAUAAAAGAUACAGAAAAUGACGCCACUUAUCAAGCAAUAACAAAAGUAGGUGAUGUGUUACACUUGAUAGAAAAGUUUCAAGAAGUACAUAAGACAUUAAAUGAUUUAGUAAGGUCAGAAAAACAUGACAGUCAAUUAAUUUCAGAAGUUCCCAGACGAAAGGCAGAGUCAAAAGUGGAACUAAGCAGUGAUGAAACUGUUUCUUUAAAUGUUUUUGGAAACAUUUUGGAAAAGAUAACUAAACUCCUGAUGCCUCAUAAGAAAACCAAAAAAAUUGUUAAAGCUGUAAAAAGUCACAAUCUCUUUACAAAAUCGAGUGAUGUCACUCAGACUUUAAAAGAGAAAUAUGGGAUUGAUAUUGGUAAUUCAACAUUAACGGCUAAAGAUAAAAUAAUCUUAGAUUAUCUGAAUACUGUCAAGCAAAAGCCAAACUGCAUAUUUCAAAAUCCUCACGACGUUACAAAAUCCUUUUCUAAUGUGGAAGGUGAUAUUUUGUUUAAUUUAUCUGAAUUUUUCAAAAUCAAAUCUUUUGUAGAUUUACUGAAUUUAUUGGAGAUUGAAAAGAAAACCGUACGUAUUAAUUAUGAUGCUGCGAAACCAGAAGUUACGACAGUGUUGACAAAAGUUCCCGAAGUAACUUCAACUACACCACACUCCACUAGGUUUGCAAAAACAAAAGAACGACUUAAAGAUCAUAUCAAAUCAAUUAUUGAUGACUUACGAGAACUACAGUUGGUUAAAGGAUUUCCAACAAAUAACAUAACUAUAGCGGAUGCAUUACCCUGUAUUUAUAAUAUAUUGAAUGCUGAUAAUGAAACGCAGGUUAAGUACACAAAAAACGAUUAUUUAUCACCUGUAGAAAAAGUUUCAGUAAUUUUUAGCUCUCUUAAAAAAGACCUGUUAGCUGUACCGACAAGAAGAGCUAACAAUAUAGUUACACAAACUAGACCAAAAUCAGCCAUUGUAUGGGAAAGAAUUGUAAAGAACUAUGAUGGUAAACAUAAAAAAAAUACUCGUCGUGUAAUAGACAAUAAAAAACCUAAAUCCUUUAACGACUUGAUGAAAAUGAUAAAACCGCUGGAACAGAUUUCAAAUUCUUAUAAAAGCAGAAUCCUUAUUAAAGGAGCUGAGCCUUCUAAACAACAAGUUUUGUUAAAGACCCUUAAUGAAGAAGUUAGAAAAUAUAUUGAGGUUUUAGAAAACAUUCAGUAUGCCCUUCCCAGCUUAAAAACUUUGUCAGUGGGUAAACAAAAUGAAUUGAAAGAAUUUGUGUACAAUGCAGGUCUACAUAUUAAUUUAAAUAAUAGAGUCGUUAAGAGUUUAAAUAAGUUUGGUGUAAAUAAAAACAUCAAAGGAGAUGUAGAGAUAAUUAAUCCUAGAAAAGAAAAGGUACUUAAAAAUAAUUUGGAAAAGAAACAACCUGCGCGUGCGUUUUCUACCCCUGAAUCAAAGAAAAGCCUUAAAUUAACCAGAGAUGAAAUUAUAAAUCAACUUAUAAAAAACAGAAUGCACGUCUAUAUAAGGGCGAAAGAAUCAAAAGGGAUUGAUCUUAAUAACGACGUAAAUUAUGCAAUAGCAAAAAAAAUAUUAAACUAUUUAGAAAUAGGUAAUUAUAACCUUGCAAGAGAAUUAUAUAAAUUUAUAAUCAGUCAAAAAGAACAAGCGAGAGAUGUUUCCACAGAGUACACCACAGCAUCCUCUGUAAAUAAGUAUUUAUAUGGAUUUGCGAAGGAACCAUUGCUGAAAUUCGAGGAACCAACGACUGAAAGUCGACGGAGGAAUCGCAAUUUAUGGCUAAAACAGCUAAUGAAUUUAAAGAAAAUGUAG